UCACUCGUCCCGUGACAUCGGUGCCAGUGACAAGUAUUAAAUAACAGUGCAAAAAUCCACCCCCAAGUUCACCCAUCAAUUGAUUAAAUGAUUAAACCCAAUUAACAGUGCAGUUGGAGAAAACCUCGAGUGUUAAAAUAGUGAAAAUGGUCCAGCAAUAUCAGUCCCCCGUGAGGGUCUACAAGCACCCCUUUCCCCUCGUCAUGCUGGCAUACGAAAAGCGCUUCCCGACUUGUCCCCAAAUCCCGGUGUUCGUCGGCUGCGAGGUGACCCUUGACGAGGAGUCCCAGAACGGAGCUAUCCGCACCACCGAGCGCCGUUGCAAGCUCAACGUCGAGGCCCCCUACAUUCUUAAAAAAAUCAUUGGUGUCGACUUCAUCUACUUUAUCCAGAAGAAUGUCCUGGACCGACGGAACUCCAUUCUCGAGAUAGAGGCCUGGAACGAGUCAUUCGCGGCACGUGUUGCCGUAGUAGAAAAAUGUCGUUACUUCGUUCACCCGGAGAAUCCAGAGUGGACGUGCUUCGAGCAAACGGCGAGCCUCGACAUAAAGAAUUUCUUCGGAUUUGAGAAUGCAAUGGAGAAGCUGGCGAUGAAGCAAUACGCGCAGAACAUCGCCAAGGGAAAGGAGAUAAUCGAGUUCUUCAUCAACGAAUUGAAGAAGGAAGGGGUGACCUCGGUGGAGGCGUGGGUGGAGCCAGAGAAACUCAUGGACUCGGGUGAGAAAGACCUGGAGGACGAGGAGAUCAUCAUCGAGGAGAAGAGUGAGACCGAGGGGAAGUUGCCGUCCAGCAAAACACAGUUGUCUUCGGAUUACAUCGAGCGGUACCUGGGGAAGUUGGACCUCAUGCAGGAGAGCAGACUCGUGCAGCUCAGGAACAGUAUCCAGGAGCUAAGGGGCGCCUCUGUACCCAGUGAUGCUACACUCCUGAGGUUCCUGAGGGCCAGGGAGUUCAUGGUGGAUAAGUCCAAGGAGAUGCUUACGCAGUCGCUUCACUGGAGGAAGAAGUAUCAGAUUGACAGGUUGUUGGAGGAGUAUGAGGCACCGAAGGUUGUGAAGAAUUAUUUUCCGGGGGGGUGGCAUCAUUGUGAUAAAGAUGGUCGCCCCCUCUACAUUCUCCGAUUAGGCCAAAUGGACGUCAAGGGAUUGCUCAAAUCGAUCGGAGAGGAUGAAUUAUUAUUACUCGCUUUACACAUAUGCGAGGAGGGGCUGUCGCUGAUGGAGGAGGCCACCACCGUCCUUGGGCAUCCGGUGUCCCAGUGGUGUCUCCUCAUCGAUCUCGAGGGGCUCAAUAUGAGGCAUUUGUGGAGGCCUGGCAUCAAAGCACUUCUGAGGAUUAUUGAGAUCGUUGAAGCUAAUUAUCCUGAGACCAUGGGACGUGUAUUGAUAAUUAGAGCUCCACGAUGCUUUCCUAUACUGUGGACACUCAUCAGUACAUUUAUACAUGAAAAUACGAGAAAUAAAUUUAUUUUCUACUGUGGAACUGACUAUCAAGAGCAAAAUGAAGGAGGAUUGACUGAUUAUAUAGAUGCAGAGUACAUUCCUGACUUCCUCGGGGGCCCAUCAGAGGAGGGUAUUUCUGUUGAACAACUGACAAUACCACCGAGGUAUUACAUUAACGAGACACCCUGCAGCAGUACGUAUGUGAACGAGGGUGGCGUGGUGCCGAAGAACCUCUAUCGCCUAGAGUUGGAGCCCUCAAACGAUCACGAGCACAGCCUCUAUCACUCGAUAAGCCUCUCCCACGGUCAGGUCCACCACGUGGCGAUAAACACAAACGAUCCAGGAGCUGUUCUCACCUGGGACUUUGACGUGAUGCGUCACAACGUCAUCUUCACACUUCUUCACGAGAAGCCAGACGUGGAUCUGUCACCAAAUGGUGCAGCCCCAGGUGAUCAAGCUGAUCAACUCGAUGGGGCUCUCAUGAAGGAGUGGAGGGAGGGAGUGGACUGCGUCAAGGUCGAGUCGAGUGUUGUCUGUCACGAUGGAGAGAGCAUCCAGGGGACCCACAUAAUCCAGGAGCCAGGGACCUACAUUCUCCAGUGGAAGAAUCCUGAUGAAGGGGAAUUUCUUCCCUCUAUCAGCGCUCACAAGGCCCAGUUGAUGUACUUUUACGAGGUUCUGCCCUCGGCUCAUUACAGGGGGUCCAUGAUGAGUCUUCAGUCUGGUGUCAGUGGGAGGUCCGUCGCUAGCUCAUCAUUGUCUAGAUGAGAGGGAGGAAUUCAUGAGGAGGCGGAGGGAGGGAUGACUGAGGGAGAAUGAUUUUUUUGGAGAAGAGAUUUGAUGGAUGAGGAGGUAUCUGGGUAAAUAGGGGGUUAUCUUGAUAAUGAGGGGGUUUAGGGGGAAAUGUCAAGAGCGAUCUUUUGUGGAGAAUUCAAUUUUCUAUAAAAAAGGUUUUAUGACAGUUUUUCCUAAAUCUAAUUGUUUUCGAGAUAAUUAGGUAUUUUGUUGAUGAGGAAAAUUGAUAAAUCGUGGGAAGUUACAUUCGACAUUUUUAGGAAUUGUUUAGUUAUCUCGAAAAUUAGAGGGCUUGGGGGAAAAUGUCAGAAGACGUUUGUUGUAGAGAAUUAAAUUUCCAACAAAAAAUGUUUAGUGACUUUUUCCUCUAAACUUACUCCUUCCUGAGAUAAUCCCCAAUUUUCCGACACUGGGGAAAAAUAUCCAACAUUUACAUUUUCAGUUUCAUCUAAUGAGGACGAAAAUUUUAAUUGACUCGGGAGUUACCCUGGUCCAUUCCCCCCCUGAAUCGAAACGUAUCUCACCAGAUAUCACGAAAGCUCGAACAAUUGAAACUAAAAGUGUUACGAUUAUCACCAGAAUGAUAAACUAUUUUUCAUACGAAAUAUAAAGCUCCACGUGACAAUUCGAGAAGAAAUAAUGCUCCAUAAGUUAACGAAUAAUGUACAGGAUAUAUUUUGUGAUCGCGAUAUUAAAAAGUUACGAUAGACUCUUCCACUUGCGUAAGAAGGAAAUUGUACAUAACGAGGGGAAUUAAAAGAAAAACUAAUGCGUAAAAAAUAAAACAAUGAAGACAACGGAAACAUGACAACUUAGGCAACGACAAUAUUACCUAGUGAAUGGAGAUAAUGAAUAUUCUUCAGACAUUCGAAAUUAGGUCGUAAUUUUGCAAGGAUUAUUUUUACUAUUAAUUCAUUAAUAUAUUAAACUCAAUCAAUUAAUCAGCUGUAAAAUUACGAAUAUGUUUAAUUGUGUUUGUCCUCAGUCAAUACUAGAGUAAUAAACCAAAUGUGAGGAUAUUUUUGAGGCAAAUUAACUCCAGUUAGGGACUAUUAUAGUGUAGAAAAUGAUGUUUUAGGGCACACCGAGUGUUUAAGACUGUAGAAUUCGUGAUAAAAUUGUAGAUCCAAUUGCAACUACUGCGUAAAGUAUUAUUAUUCAUGAAAAAUGUUAAAUUAGUAAUUUUAUCCACUCGUUGGGAGGCUUUUUAAUAGAUCAAUUUCAGAAUUAUGGUGUCGAAUCCAGUGUCAAGACAUUUUACUUUAUUUUUAAAAAUUUUGACAUUAACCAGUGGAUGAAAAUCAACUCGAUCAUUUCUUAUUUUUGUUCGAGGGUAUUAACCAACACUAAUUAUCCAGGCCAACUGAAUCACUGUAUUUAACCUCGACGAUAUUUUUUAGAGAUUUCUAUAUUACAUGUUAAACGAUAAAAGAGAAUUUUAACGAAUGAUACAUAUGUGCAAGCAGCAUUCAGACGUCGGGACAUUCCAAUCAAUGGUUUUGUCUGGAGUAUUUUAAUCAUGAAAGUAGAGAUAAUAAAGUAUAGAUGAUGUUAAAAACUUU
Molecule: messenger RNA, 3799 nt
Organism: Diachasma alloeum
Lineage: Eukaryota; Metazoa; Arthropoda; Insecta; Hymenoptera; Braconidae
Gene: retm
Product: protein real-time
Exons: 8
Coding region: 147-2210 (687 amino acids)
Cellular component (GO): cytoplasm
Source: RefSeq, a predicted model, not a curated record